This is a messenger RNA of Oncorhynchus keta (chum salmon), 3336 nucleotides long. RefSeq names its product eukaryotic translation initiation factor 2A-like. Gene Ontology annotation, biological process: translational initiation. The transcript is spliced from 14 exons. The record is from RefSeq and is a predicted model, not a curated record. Lineage: Eukaryota; Metazoa; Chordata; Actinopteri; Salmoniformes; Salmonidae. The coding region runs from base 60 to 1805 and encodes 581 amino acids. Gene Ontology annotation, cellular component: cytosolic small ribosomal subunit. Gene Ontology annotation, molecular function: protein binding; translation initiation factor activity; ribosome binding.
CCCUUUUUUCUUGAGACUUUGGCAUUUCCUUUUGCAGAUUAUUCUCUUUCCGGCACAUCAUGGCGCCCCCCACACCUCUCUUAGCAGUCCGGGGAUCUGACGGCACAGUGCUGCUCCGUGGACCACCAAACUGCGAGAAGAAUGCAGAUUUUCAAAGGGACCCUCUGCAAAGUAAAUAUGUUGCUUUCAGCAAGGAUGGGACAUUGUUUGCAUGGUGCAAUGGAGAGAAGGUCACUGUUGUGAAGGUUGCAGAUGGCUCACAAGUCAGGUCAUUUGACCUUCCAAAGACUGCAAUGUUGGCGUUCUCUCCGCUGAACACUGUACUGGCUACAUGGCAGGUGUAUAGCAAGACACAAGAAAACCCACAGGGAGAUGCCAACUUGCAGCUGUGGGAUUUGCAAACUGGGACCUGCCUCAAGGCUCUCUACCAUAAGAAGGUACAAGGAUGGUGUCCAGGCUGGUCAGAUGACGAGAAGAUUGCGGUCAGGAGUGUUAACAAUGAACUUCAUUUUUUUGAGAACAACGAUUUUAGCACCAUUGCCAAUAAGCUUCACUUGCAGAAGGUGUCCGAGUUUGUGCUGUCCCCAGGAAGUCAGCCUAGUAAGGUGGCUGUUUAUGUCCCUGGGAGCAAAGGUGCCCCCUCGUUUGUCCGGCUAUACCAGUACCCCAACUUUGGUGGCCCGACCUGUGCUCUGGCCAACAAGAGUUUCUUUAAGGCUGACAGGGUGACCAUGCUGUGGAACAAAAAAGCCACUGCGGUUCUGGUGCAGGCCAGCAUAGAGGUGGAUAAAACAGGGGCCUCAUACUACGGAGAACAGACUUUACACUACUUGGCCACCAAUGGGGAGACUUCUGCGGUGCAGCUACAGAAGAACGGGCCCAUCUACGAUGUGGCAUGGAGCCCAAACUCCACAGAGUUCUGCGUGGUCUAUGGCUUCAUGCCCGCCAAGGCUACUGUCUACAACCUCAAGUGCGACCCUGUCUUCGACUUCGGCACGGGCCCCCGCAAUGCCGUCUACUACAGCCCCCAGGGCCACAUCCUGGUCUUGGCCGGCUUCGGGAACCUACGGGGCCAGAUGGAGGUGUGGGAUGUCAAGAAGUGGAAGCAGGUGUCCAAGCCCCAGGCGCCGGACUCCACCCACUUCGCCUGGUGCCCAGACGGUGAACACGUCGUCACGUCGACCUGCGCCCCCCGGCUACGUGUCAGCAACGGCUACAAGAUCUGGCACUACACAGGCACGGUUCUGUACAAGCAGGACACACCGACGGGCACAGAGCUCUGGGAGACUGUGUGGCAGCCCUUCCCAGACGGGACGUUCCCUGAGAGGCCGGUGAAGUACCAGGCAGCACCCAGCGAGCUGGGCAGCACAGAGUCCAAGCCAGCUCAGGCCUACCGCCCACCUGCCCUACGGAAUAAACCGGUCACAGCCAGCUCUAAACUACAUGAAGAGGAGCCUCCACAGAACAUGAGGCCUGGCGCCACCGGGGACAAGCAGCUGUCCAAGACUGCUCUGAAGAACCAGAAAAAACGAGAGGCAAAGAAAGCAGCCAAACAGGAGAUAAACCCAGAUGCCCUUGAGCCCCAGUCAGAUCCCUCUCCAGCCAGCAGUGCUCAGACUGAACUCUCCUGUGGCGACCCAGAGACUGACAAGAAGAUCAAGAACGUAAAGAAGAAACUGAAAGCUAUAGAUGAGUUGAAAGCACUGCAAGCAACUGGGAAACCCAUUCAAAAGAACCAGCUUGAAAAGAUGGAAAAGGAGGCUCAACUCAUGAAAGAGCUUGAGGAUCUUCAACUAGUAGUAUAAAAUAAAAUAUUUAAUUUGUUCAUGAAAACACAACAUCCUUGCCAUAUGAUCAAGAGCACACCCAAAGCUAUGUAUAAUGGACACCCCCUCAAUCUACACACAACACCCCAUAAUGACAAAGCUAAAACAGGUUUGACAUUUUUGUAAAUGUAUAUAAAAAAAAACACACAUUUACAUAAGUAUUCAGACCCUUUACUCAGUUCUUUGUUGAAGCACUUUUGGCAGCGACUACAGCCUUGAGUCUUCUUGGGUAUGAUGCUACAAGCUUGGCACACCUGUAUUUUAGCAGUUUCUUCGGUUCUUCUCUGCAAAUACUCUCAAGCUCUGUCCGUAUGAUGGGGAGCAUCUGCACAGCUAUUUUCAGGUCUUUCCAGAGAUGUUCGAUUCGGUUUAAGUCUGGGCUCUGGCUGGGCCACUCAACUCCUGCAUUGUCUUGCUUAAGGUUGUCCUGUUGAAGGUGAACCUUCGCCCCCAGUCUGAUGUCCUGAGCGCUCUGGAGUAGGUUUUCAUCAGGGAUCUCUUUGCUCAGUUCAUCUUUCCCUCGAUCCUGACUAAUCUCCCAGUCCCUGACGCUGAAAAACAUCCCCACAGCAUGAUGCCACCACCAUCCUUCACCGUAGGGAUGGUAUUGGCCAGGUGAUGAGCAGUGCCUGGUUUCCUCCAGAUGUGAUGCUUGGCAUUCAGGCAAAGAGUCUUGGUUUCAUCAGACCAGAGAAUCUAGUUUCUCAUGGUCUGAGAGUCCUUUAGGUGCCUUUUGGCAAACUGUCAUGUGCCUUUUGGCUUUGCUCAGUUUGGCCGGACGGCCAGCUCUUGGAAGAGUCUUGGGGGUUCCAAACUUCUUCCAUUUAAGAAUGAUGGAGGGGACUGUGUUCUUGGAGACAUUCAAUGCUGCAGACAUUUUUUUGGUACACUUCCCCAGAUCUGUGCCUUGACACAAUCCUGUAUCGGAGCUCUACAGACAAUUCCUUCGACCUCAUGGCUUGGUUUUUGCUCUAAUAUGCACUGUCAACUGUGUGACCUUUAUAUAGACAGGUGUGUGCCUUUCCAAAUCAUGUCCAAUCGUCUUUACCACAGGUGGACUUCAAUCAAGUUCUAGAAACAUCAAGGAUGAUCCAUGGAAACAGGAUGCACCUGAGCUCAAAAUCGAGUCAUGGCAAAGGGUCUGAAUACUUAUGCAAUUAAGAUAUUUGUUUUAUUUUGAUAAAUUUGCUCCAAUUUAAAAUAUCUGUUUUCUCUUUGUCAUUAUGGGGUAUUGUAUGUAGAUUGAGGGGGGAAAUUUAGAAUUUUAGAAUGAGGCUGUAACGUAACAAUGUGUAAACUGAAGGGGUCUGAGUACUUUCCGAAUGCACUGUAUGUACAGGUUAUUAAAUCCAUUGACGAUACCUAAUAAACACUUAAAGGUGUCAACAGCUAGAAAUGGUUGGUUUUUACUUUAAGUUGAAUGAACUCGUUUCAGUUAAUUGAGAUGUAAUAAGAACAUUUUGUUAAAUGUAUUCUUCUUCAUGGUUCCAAUAAACUGUUGCGAUUUUCA